Molecule: messenger RNA, 4033 nt
Organism: Catharus ustulatus (Swainson's thrush)
Lineage: Eukaryota; Metazoa; Chordata; Aves; Passeriformes; Turdidae
Gene: C2H3orf52
Product: chromosome 2 C3orf52 homolog
Exons: 6
Coding region: 1807-2502 (231 amino acids)
Source: RefSeq, a predicted model, not a curated record
AACUGUGCCCCUGUUACUAAAGUGCACAUUUAAGGCCAUCAGUUGCUUUUCCUUUUGCUGAAACCAGAAAUAUCCUGCCUAGAGAAGAAAACAGCUUUCCUGUGGUUCUGUUUUAGAUAAAAGCCUGGCCUAGAAAGUUCAGCUCACUUCUUGACUUCCCAUUUUCUCUGAGAGUUUCUCAGCAGCAUGUCAGAAUGGUCAGUAUUUCACAUGGAAGAAAUGCACCAAGUGUGGAAGUUAGAUCCUCCAGAUGAAAGAAAGACUUUCUUUUGUGAAAGAAGCUAAGGAGCUUCUUCACAAAUAUAUAAAGUAAAAUGAGGAUUUUGGCCUUUGCACGGUGAGAUCUCUUUGUCCUAGAGGAACAGUUUGGUUUCAAACAAUCCAGUAGGAAGGUCUACUGUGAGUAGAAAUUAAAUAAAUGAACCUGACAUCCAGCAGGAGUAGUGAGAAUCAGAUGAAGGCUUUUCUAGUGUAAGAUGUCCCAAGUAAGAUUUUGUGGAUCCAGAUGCAUGUUCUGAUCUUGAUGACUGCUCAGCUUCACCAUCAGUCCUCUAGUUACAUAAUUUGUAUUUCUUUUUAUUUGUGGGAUUAACCUAAAAUGUGCUCAUUUUCAUGGAGUGCCUUUGCCUGGAUGGGUGUGAUGUGACAUCUUGGUGGCAGAACCAAGGUGAGUUGCUCAAAGAGAAAAUUGAAAUGGUGGGUGGGGGGAGAGCACCCCGAGCUGUGGGCAGGAAAAAGGAGUGGUGCUGUGAGUGGACAGCCAGGCAGUAGGAAAGGAGAAAGAGGAGAGGCUGUGCUUGGCUCUUAAUGCAUGAUACUCCCUGUGCUGGGACAAAAGAGUGAGAAGGGUGUGGUUACCAGCUAUCCGCCCAGACCUUUAAAUUCAGAGGGGAGAGAUGCUCUGCGGGGAGGAAGGAGAAACACGGGGAUGGAGUGUGGACAGGAGAAAUAAGAGGAGGUAGGAUCAAGGACAUUGAGGAGGCUGGGGCUGUAACCAGCCCCUGGCUGCAGUAAGCUGUUGUGAGUGACUCCAAGGGCAUGAGAGCUCAUGUGGGAAGCUAGUGCAGACAAAAUCACCACGGUUGUUUCAUAAAAGCAUGUCCUGUAGAGCACAGGUUGAAAUUCAAGGCCAUCUUUCUCUUGUCUUUAGCUAUGUCCUUUGUUCUUGUUUUUUUUUUACCUUAAAGCAGUUCUCAGGUUUGUGUUAGGGUAGUAUGUUAAAGGACAUUAAUGGUUCUUGAAUACCAGGUAUUAUUUUAGGCAGUAUAAUAGCUAGAGGGAGAACAAUCUACAGCACAAAGAUCAUUAGUGUUCAUUUUUCUAUUAACUACAGGGGAAGACUCGAAUUACAAGUGUUGGCAGAGUGCCAGCCUAGCAAGCAAUGCUCUAUGAACUUUUACUCAGUUUUCAGCACCACAUCUGUUUGGUUGCAUGGAUAACAGUAAUAACAUUUUAUUGUUUUGGCUGACUCCAGCAGAGAAAGCGCUCCGGUUCUUUCAAAAUCGUCCCAGCAAUGACAGCAUUGCUGAAGGUUUAGUCACUUGCUUGUUGAGGGCUGGUACAGGAAGGUAGGCAAACUGGAAAACCGAGUAUUGCACAGCAGAGAGCCAGAGUUCUCACGGCUGCACAAAUCGAUACUUCCCCGCCUUCCCUUUCUCUGCAAGCUGACUUCAUUUGUUCUUCCAAGGAAUUCCCCUAAUUAACAUAUUUUGAGACCUCUCCUGUGCAAGCCAUCCGCACUCUCCCUGUUUCCAGCUUCGUGUCAGAGCUGUCGCUGACCAUAAUUGCAGCCGAAACAAGAAGGAAAUGAGUUGUCUCCGUUCUCACUUCAGAGACAGAGGUCCUCGCGAAGAACCUUCUCCAGAGACAGAAGCAAUGAACUCGGCUCAGGAGCACGAGGCUAUUGAAUUACAGGAAAAUAAUGUAGAGGAAAGCAACGCUGAUCACCACAAGACUCUAAAUGGCCAAACGAGAGAGGAGGAGAGAAAUCCCUGGAAAUCAUGCAGGAAUGUAGUUUUCUGGAAGUGUGAACUAUGGAUGGUUAUAACUACAAUAUUUGUAGUGAUCUUCCUGGUCAUUCUCAUCAGCCUAUAUGUUUAUUCUAAUAUUUACAUAGAUGAGGAUGACUACUGGGAUCCUGAUGAACUAUUAAGCAGUGGAAAAUUUCACAAUUUUUCAGGAACAUUGGAGGUAAUUUGUGGUCUCCCACACUUCUCCUCAGAGGACAUUACUAAGAGGCUAACAGAGGUCUACAGUUCAUCUCCAGCUCUGGGACGUUACUUUAGGUCAGCUGAGGUGAUUUCUUUCAGUAAUGAAAGCUCCACUGUUAUUUAUCAGCUAGUGUUUUCUGUACCACCAUCAACAGAGGGAUUUAUGGAAAACAGUAUGAACCCAGAUUUUAUAAGGAAUAUUUUACGUCAAAAUAUUUAUGAUGAAGAUACUCUUAAUCCUGGGACAUCUGAAUGUGACAGGUUAAAGCUCAACCUGACUUCUCUCACAUAGAAAUUAUGGAAAAAUUCCUCAUCUUCAUCACCACCUAGAAGAGAUGGGAAUUCCCUAUCUAUAAGCAAUCCCAGGGCAGGGAACUAUUCAUUAGGUAGAAACACUUCUGAAAUUGUUGUCCUGUAAAUACUGCCUGUGAUGCAAUAUUGUAAAUGGAAAAUGUGGUAUAUUUAUGACAGUGUUUUAUUGUUGUAACACCACUACCUCCUUCUUCUAUAUCUCAAUAAUCCAUUUCACCCUUGAAAAAAUCAUGUAUUUGAUGCAUGCUCUGUUGACUUUAAAAGUUCUGCUUUGUCCUGCCUUAUGAUUAAAUCUGAAUCCUCUGCAUGAGCUUUAAAAGCAGUCUUGCACAUGGCUCCUUUCUUCUUCUCUUGGCUUAUGCAAAAUUAUCUGCACAGCUUCAUCCUCAACACUUCCACUCAAUUUUUUUUCCCUCCAAACUCCAUAUGCCACAUUUCCUUGUUGCUCUUUCCUUGUAAAACAGCCUGAAAACCUAAAUAUAUAUGUGUGUAUGUGUAGAUAUAUAUAUAUAUAUAUAUAUUUGUAUUCCUUAAUUGCGUGCAAGGCCUUUGCACUAGCUUCUUAAGAAUCCUUUAACUCUCAUGAUUUCCUUGUUCUUCCUACAGUCUCCUUGGAUAAGGUGCUCUUUACUCUGUUUUUCUCUUCUUCAAUGUGGAAUACAAAAGACAGUAACAGCAGCAUGAAGAGACAUGUCUUGUUCACUAAUACACCUGAAUGUCACAGGAAUCUUUAAAGGAUCAAAUUAGCAGAAUUAACAUUUUUGCAGUUAUCUGCUGCUACAAGUGAAUAGACAGAUGCUUGACUUGUUUUUGCAAAUCUGGAGACUAGUCUAUACACUUAAUUAUAGUUCCUGCCCAGCACUGGGGAUUAAAAUGAACAGAUGUAAGGUAUUUGCCUUAAUAAGGCAGUAAAUAGUUGUUCUUGUUAAUGAGAGACCUGAUGCCAACCAGUGCCAAGAGGAGGAAGGUGCUGAAGCAAACGACGUAGGCCAGUGUGGCAUGAAAGUUACAGACAAUAACUGGCUACAACAUAAAAAUUAAGCAUUAAUUUUACGCGGAAUGGAACAUAUUCACUACCAUGUGAGUGAAGUAUAUCUUGUCAUUUAUUUAUAGCCUUAUAAAUGUUAGUACUGUUGGAUGGACACUUUUAUUUUAAGAAGUGUUUUGUAAGAAAUAUGUCAUGGAAAAUUGUUUUUCUCUUUUUAAUAUUGUUAGUUUUUUAAAGGAGUAAUCUGACAAUGUCAUUGUGCAUUAAAUUAUUUAUUUUUGUUCUUAAAGUGACUGUUUUCAUUCUUUAGCAGCUCUAGUCUUUCAGCUGUGUGAGUUGGAAAAUAACAUUGGAAUUCUAAAUGCUGAGCUGUAUGAAGCAUGUCUGACAGAGCUGUACAUCAAACCCAUAGCUGUUGUUGUUGUUGCAUGUGUUUAAACUGAGCUUGGGGAACAUCCUGGACCAAAUUGGAAGUCUGAAUGACUCUCAUAUUUGCGGCUUAUUCUGAUUCCCUCUUGAUUUG